Messenger RNA from Owenia fusiformis, 670 nucleotides. The record is from the annotation of a GenBank genome assembly. Lineage: Eukaryota; Metazoa; Annelida; Polychaeta; Sabellida; Oweniidae.
GGCUGUCACAACAUUUGAAAGUUAGAAAAAGUUUGAUUUUCAAAGUUUAUGCCGAAAUUUUCGAUUCAUCCCUUAAGUAUGUCGGCUGAUGUUGAUGCUCAUAGUGGAGAGAACAUAGAAGAAUUGAAAGAAUACAAAUUUCAUAGAUUUGAACCUCUGAAUGACGCAAAAAGGAAGGAUGUAUCCCACUUUGAUGUUGAGACGAAAGACAGUAAAGGACUACUGGAUAGGGUUGGGUCAUACCUCGGCAUUAGUGACAACGCUGAAAUGAGAUCGUGGGAAAAAUCUUUUAACAGCAGACAAAUGGGUACUCGUCCAUCUAAACAGGACAAUGUCAUCAAGAAGCUGAAUGAAGCAAUAUCAUUUGCCUCACUCAACCAAUUGUCUUAUGACAGUUUAAUGUCUGAUGAUUUCUGUGCAAAGAAGAUCAAGGACACUGAUCAAUGGGAAAACAGCAGUUCUGAUUCAGAAAGUUCUGAUGACUACUUUGAAAGCCCUUAUGAAGAAUCAGAGAAUGAAUAUUCCAUAACAAGUGAUAAACAACAGGCUUCUCCCAACACUAGAGACAAGGCCUUUGUCACAAGCAAUAUCAAACAGGAAAAAAGCACUGGAAGGACAUCUGAUUUUUUCAAUCCAAUGUACCAAUCUGCAAGUGUAUGUUUCAAUGUUG